This is a messenger RNA of Amphibalanus amphitrite, 1841 nucleotides long. It is a transcript of the gene EloB, whose product is annotated as elongin-B-like. The transcript is spliced from 5 exons. Gene Ontology annotation, cellular component: VCB complex; elongin complex. The record is from RefSeq and is a predicted model, not a curated record. Bases 215 to 571 code for a protein of 118 amino acids. Lineage: Eukaryota; Metazoa; Arthropoda; Thecostraca; Balanomorpha; Balanidae. Gene Ontology annotation, molecular function: protein binding. Gene Ontology annotation, biological process: transcription elongation by RNA polymerase II.
AUUUUUCGUAAUGCUGAAGGCACGGGAGCGAACCCCCCUGCUUGCUUCCGCGGCAUUGCGCGUUUGAUGUGAAUCGAUUACCUAUUGAAUACUGUGUUGUGAUUUUUGUCCUUUGUCUUGAACAAUAAUCACCCAAGGCCUGGCAUUGAUUUAAAACGGGUCUAUCAGUUGAAAGCAUUUGCAACAGAAGUAAAGCAUUCUUUUAAGCUUCACCAUGGACAUCUACAUGAUGAUCCGUCGUCAGAAGACCACCAUCUUCACCGACGCCAAAGAGAAUACGUCCGUGAUGGAGCUGAAGCGGAUCUUGGAGGGGAUCCUGAAGGUGUCUCCAGAGAACCAGAAACUCUUCAAGGAUGAAACAGAGAUGGAGGACACCAAAACUCUUCAGGACUGUGGUCUAACGUCAUCCACUGCGCAGGCGCACAAGCCCGCCACUCUGGUGCUCUGCUUCCGUCAGGAGGACGGCGAGUUUGAGGCGCCGGAGGUAGUGCCCUACUCGACCCCACCGGAGCUGCCCGAUGUGAUGAGGCCGCAACAGGAGACCGCCCCUGCCGAGCAGAUCGCCUCCUGAACUCCCCAAACGGUGCCGAAACCCCCUGUACAGUCCUAUAACGCGCGUGUCACAUGACUUCACUCCGGUGGGAUGGAUCGACAACCUCUUCAGACCGUUUAGCCGUCCGUGCCGCCGUGGGGUCUGCCGUCAUGGCCAGUUUCUGCAGCGGUACUCCCCCACGAAAAGCACCUGCCUCCGAGAAUUUACUGACGUCCACGGGGCUUGUGCAAACGGAAUUCAGCGGACGAAAUUACAUCUGCAACUGAAUUUGACUGAUGCUGUUUCAUACGGAUGAACUGGUAUCAAGUGAGGAGGCCGAACAGCGCUGCGUUGUCGUCCGAAACUUUGCAAUGGUCUGUCGCUGUGUGUCGUUGGUUUGUCAGACUAUAAGUUUGUCAUUGUGUCAAGAUAUGUCAAACUUCGAUAUCCUGGCAGGCUGAUAGUGCUCCUGAUUGCCAAACAAUAUAUCGAAAAUUGUCGGGCUGUGUCACUUUCAAUUAGGCAUACCAGACCAGUCUACCGGCUCUGCCAGGUCGGUCAGUCUGAUGUGAUUUUCAGAACCUGUCAGUUCCCUAGAGUCUUAUAUUCUGUCAGAAGUCCGUCAACGUUAUCAGUUUUCGUUGCACUUUGGAUCAGUUCGCCGCCCGCGUCCACUACGCCCGUCCAUCCUACUCUGUUUGCGGGAAGGGAGGUGGUGUCUCCCCUUCCUUCUGUCUUCGGGGAAGGGCUCGGUGCCUCUUUCUUCCCCCUGUCAGAGAGGAAGGGAAGCUGAUGUCUCUCCUUUUCGCCUGGGGGAAGGGGUCGUCGUCUCUUCUUCCCCUGCGGGAGGGGGCCCGUUGUCUACCCCCUGCGGGAAGGGACCCGGUUAUCUCUCCCUCCCCUAACUUGCUGUGCCGUUCGUUCGUCUGGUGGGAUAUCACGUCAGCCGAUUGUGAGCAGCUGCUGUAAACGAAGCGACGUCUCGUGACGUUGAAACGUCGGGCAAACUUUGAGCGGACAACGUGCGGACUUUGAGCGGAAGGCGUGCAGACUUUGGGUGGACGACGUGUGGACUUAUAACGGACGUCGUGCGGACUUAAGGUGGACGACGUGCGGACUUUGGGCGGACGUGACGUCUCGCAGACGUUAAUCAAGUGCGGCGGUGUGAUCGCGGACGUCGGCGGAACUUAACGAACGUUCGUGGAAGAAAAGUGUUCCGCACCGCUCAUAAUUAUAGGAGGAUUUGUCCCAGCGCUUCGUCUGCGCUCCACGCUUGGUAUGGAAAAUACAUACGAGACGUAUAUUGUGA